CUCUCCAAACAGAUGAUGUAACGCAUGCGCCCCAGUCGUAUCGAUUUUUCAUAAAAGUUGUUUGUUGAAUCAUUCCCAAUAGCAUCAGUCACUCCUGUCUCUCAUUGGUACCUACUGGUGCUGACUGCCGUUGUCGUCGUCGCUCUGGCCAGGAACGAAAAUUUUAGGGUUUUCAGUUUUGGGCUGGAUCGGGAUAUAGGAUUUGGAUAGAGUCUGGUUUGAUCUGUUUGGGAAAAUUCCGCUGAAGAAUAAUUUCCAUAGUCGUUCACGGGCGCAGUCAAAUCUAUUUCGAAACCCGUUCCUAAUUCCUAGAAUCGAAAGAUGUAAUCAUCUAGUUUCGUCUGUAAAACCCAUAAAAAAACAAGAUAGCUUCGCGAGUGCAUUAUUGAUGAGUGGAAAACUGUUUCCUCCCAUUCGGUGUACUUCCUGUGUGAAGAAGUUUUGUUUCCCCAAUCGGCUGUUCGCCGGAACAAAGAAGUGAAAAGAAGUGUUCUCCGUCAACAACAGUCCUGCCCGUGGGCGAACUGCCAAGCUUCGAGCAUAGUGAAGGAAGAAAAUUGGCAAACAGUCAAUCGAUUUUGUAAAAAAGCCUUUUGCUGAUAAAGCACGACAUCCAUCAGUGGGAUAUCAAGCAAAUAAGUACACAGUGGAAUUGGCGAAUGGUGAUUCAAUUAUUCAAGCUGUCGGAAUUGUGUGCUUCUGUGUAGAGUGGUACUAAUCUCCCGAAAACGGAAGGAUUCAGGAAGCUGUAAAGCCAAAUAGUUUGAACAGACGCGGCGACACGGCAACCAAAUCUGCCAACAUAGAGUUGAAAUAACACUCCGAAUUCGGCAGAGCAAGAAGGAUACAGGAUGGCUCUGGAUUUCGCAGCGACAUACAAGGUGCUAGUGCUAGGGGACUCCAACGUGGGAAAAACGUGCAUCGUUCAUCGGUACUGCGAUGAAAGAUAUUACGACACGUACAUUUCAACAAUAGGAAUCGACUUCAAACAGAAGCUCAUCAACCUAGACGGAGUGCCAAUCAAGCUGCAAAUUUGGGAUACCGCAGGCCAGGAGCGGUUCCGCACGUUGACCACUGCCUACUACCGGGGAGCGAUGGGCAUCCUGCUGAUGUACGACGUUACCAGUUUGGAGUCUUUCAACAACCUUUCCUACUGGUUGCGCAAUAUUCAGGAGAACGCAUCACCGGACGUGGUGAAGGUGCUGGCGGGUAACAAGUGCGAAUGCAACCCACCGCAGCGGGCCGUGGAUAAGGAUCGAGGAGAUAAGAUCGCCGAAAACUUCGACAUGCCUUUCUUCGAGGUAUCCUGUAAACAGAACAUCAACAUUGAGGAGGCGUUCCUAACACUGGCCCGCAAAAUCCGCGAACAACGAGAACACAGAGGCGAAAACUUCGACGACGGCGAACGCCAGAAAGGGCUCCAGGACAUGAUGAAAAAUGGGCCCGGUUCCAAUGGGCUCGGUCCGUUUACGUUGGGCAGCGGCGGUGAAGGUGGUCGAUGUUCCUGCUAAAGCCCUACGUGCAAACUGAUCCUACUUAGGAUAAAUGCUGAUUGUUGUAGCCGGUGGAGCGGCAGCGGGUGCGACUAUGCCGCGAUAAAAAAGACUCGAAUUUUACCAAGAUUGAAGAUAGCUUUUGUUUAUAAUGUAACUAUGCUGGUGGAGGCUAAUCCCACUACACCUUAAAUCGACUUUCAAGGUUAUGUUUUACUCAGAUUCUGGUCUGGAAGGAAGGUAGUGAUGAAGUUAGUGUGCACAAAUUUACAGAUCUGGAACAGGUAUUUUUUAUAACGAUGGAGGGAUUGUAAAAGGGAUGAUAAAAGUAGGGGAAGAUAAACUGGGGGAAUGAAGUAUUACGUAAACGAUACUCAUAUCACUUUAAGUAGCAUGAAAUACAACCCGUAGUGGGAUAUACAGAAUAAUCCAGUUUUAUACGUUUAGUAUAUUAUUUUGAACUAGAUGUAUUUGUUGUGUUCAAACCAUAAAAAUAGCAUCAUGUACCGGAGCAGGAUCUCGAUGUUCGUUUUUAACACAAUGUCAUCAUACUAUUUAAGUUGCACUAUAAACGUUUUCCAUAAACAGCUAACCUAUCUUUACCACAGCGCGAGACAACAUCUUGACUACAGGAAAAUGUUCGAACUGUUAACCGUCUUUCAGAGCAACCAUUUCUAUUUG
This is a messenger RNA of Aedes albopictus (Asian tiger mosquito), 2174 nucleotides long. It is a transcript of the gene RabX4, whose product is annotated as ras-related protein Rab-8A. Gene Ontology annotation, molecular function: GTP binding; GTPase activity. NCBI's taxonomy places the organism in Eukaryota, Metazoa, Arthropoda, Insecta, Diptera, Culicidae. The record is from RefSeq and is a predicted model, not a curated record. The transcript is spliced from 5 exons. Bases 852 to 1511 code for a protein of 219 amino acids.